ACAUAAUAUAGGAAAGGGCUGCUGCAUACAGAAGAGCUCUAUCAGAAGGAGAAGUGGUGAAUGUUGCUUAUUCACGUGUUCUUUUUCUGGGUACAGCAGGUGUUGGGAAGAGUAGUUUCAAGAAUUCUCUUAUGAAGUUACCAUGGGAUCCUAAGGCUAACAGUACCAUUAUAUCUGAUAUCAGCUGUGUUCGUCCCUUUGCUAAGGGAUUGCUUAAUGAGCAAUGGGAAGCAGUUACUCAUGAAGCUGAAAUUGAAGCAAUGGCACACUUAUUCUCUGCUGCCAGCAAAGAAAAAAAGUAUCGCUCAAUUCUCAAUCCUGAUGAUGUCACUACUGCACCAACCAAUAACCCUACAAGAAGGAAGCUAGAUUUUGUCCUUGGUGAAGUUAGCAAAAUUCAAGUUGUUCAACCACCUCGUCAAUUAGAGCCUCAUCUUUUAUUGCAUUUUUGGGAUUGUGGAGGUCAACCUGCUUUCCUUGAGAUCCUACCAGUUUUUCUCACCUCUCGUACCACAUUCCUCCUCCACUUUGAUGCCUCUAAAGAUCUCAACAGCAAAUGGAAGUCAGUCCAUCAUAUUGAUGGUGCCCGAUUUGAUGGAGAAGAGGUCAAUGUGUCUACACUUAGUUACAUGCUCAAUUGGAUGGCUUGUGUUCAUAGUCACCUAAUGAAGUAUGGGGCAGAUGGAAGUAUUUCUGAUUAUCCUCGCAUGUUUUGCAUUGGCACUCAUGGAGACUUGCUAACAAAUGAAAGAAAGGAACAAGUCAAGAUUGAGUUAAUAUCUCACUAUAAAAAUAAGGAAUAUGUCAAGUUAAUAUCUGAUACCCUCAUCAUUGAUAAUACAUCAUCUGGUAAGGGAGAAUCAGAAGAUCCCAAUAUUGAGGUAGUAAGAAGGGCCAUCAUUGAAAUUACAAAAUAUAAGCUAAUAGUAAAAACCCCAAUCAGUUGGGUUCUCUUUUGUAAAGUUCUUCAGGCAUUGGAGGAAAAUAUUGUGAGUAUAUCCCAGGCAGAAGAUGUUGGUGCUGCUUGCAAUAUUUCUCCAGAAGAUGUACCUCAGGUUCUCUUAUUCUAUCAUGAUCUGGGUGCUGUUCUAUAUUAUCCUCAGCUAGAGGGUCUGAAAGAGAAAGUCAUAGUUGAUCCAAAGUUUUUUAUUGAUGCUCUUGGAAAAAUCUUCACAUUUCAAGCCAGCACUACACAUGAAAGGGAAUGGGAGAUAUUUCAUCAAUAUGGUAUCCUCAUACAACCACUGUAUACAUCAGUCUGGAAGGAAUGUGGAGACCUAAAGCCUGAAGAUUUCAUUGAAGUAUUGCUACACUUUCGUCUUGCUGCUCAAGUUAUCAUUGAAGAUCAAGACAUCUGCUCCUCACGAUACAAGCAAUAUUUCAUUCCUGCCAUUCUCAAGCUGUGCCAAGAUAAUACAAUAGCUACACACAGCAAAGAGGUUGAGGUUGCAUCCCCACUUCACAUUAAAUUUGAAACUGGUUUUGUUCCUCCUGGUUUCUUCACUCGUUUUGUUGCUGUUAUAGCUGCUCACCCAAACACAACCCUGUACCUUGAGGAAGGAGUGUAUAGGAAUCGUGUUACCUUUCGUUACCAGGAGGAAAGGAAUAGAAGCAUUGAACAUUUAACAGUAACAGAUCAACAUGAUGCCAUUCAGAUCAAUGUCCAUCGUCCCGCCUCUCAUUCUGAUCCAGUUCCUCUUGCCAAUGUAUGUCAAGAUAUCUUAGUUCUGUUGGAAGAUUCCGCUAAAGAAGUGGAGAACAUUCUUCAGAAUUGUAUUGGAAGGGGUUUUGAAGAAUUACCCAAAUAUUCCGUAUCAAGAUCACUGCGUUACAUCUGUGAUGACUGCCCUGUCUCUUCUAAGCUUCAUUAUCUCACACCAGCAAAGUAUCAAACGAGCUACCUGGAGGUUACUUGUAGAGUAAACACAACAUAUCAACCACUUACAGAGAAAGAAAAGAUUUGGUUUACUGAAAAGGUGCCAUUAAAAGCUGAGGAUCAGUUACAUAAAACCAUUAUACCUGAUUUGGUAUCAGUUACUACUCAAAAAUCUCCGAUUGGUAUAUUCGAAUCUCAUUUCCCUCAACUUUGUGAUGCUAUAGCCACAGAGCAUAAUAUUACAAGAGUAUCAUCUCAUUGCAUAUCACUGAUCAGUGAUGAUGUAUUUGAUGAAGCUAUCAAAACCACCAAUCCUGUAUAUGAGAGAGCACAGGCACUUCUAAGAGAAUUAAGACGUCACCUCAAAGCAUCCAGUGACCAGCACCAGUAUUUGCUUAAUCUGAUUAGCAUAUUCCACAAAAUAAAAGAUCCAAUAUUGUCCCAGAUAGCUGAUUCAAUGAAAUCAGAACUGUAAGAGUAUCCUUAUUGAUUAACAAUAACUAUAGUUUACAUGCACUUGCUGAUUAUUAAUUAAUGCUGCUAUUUGUACUUGAACUAACCUAUGCAUAAUUCUUUUUGAUGUUUUAGCUGCUAA
Molecule: messenger RNA, 2471 nt
Organism: Amphimedon queenslandica
Lineage: Eukaryota; Metazoa; Porifera; Demospongiae; Haplosclerida; Niphatidae
Exons: 5
Coding region: 132-2351 (739 amino acids)
Source: RefSeq, a predicted model, not a curated record